AAUUGUUCUGCUUAAAGGAUUGGAGCCCAUCAGUGAUUAUCAUUUCAGCAUGGUUAAGUCUUUAUUGGCCAGUGAUUUACAACUGACUAGAAAAACUCAAAAUAAAUAUAAUAAAAUUCAGAUUGCUGACUUGAUGGCAGAAAAGUUCCGAGGGACUGCCAGUGUUGAGAAACUAAUAGAAUUGUACAAAGACAUAGACGAACUUAAAGAUCGUGUCAAAAUUCUUAAAAAUGAGAUAUCAAAAGUUCUAAUGAGAUGGAAAGCAAGAGGAACAACCCCAGUGGAAAAAAGCAAGGAGGAUAAACCCAGUACUGACGAAUCUACAACCACCACAAGCAAAGGUUUUGGACCUGAAUCAAUCAAUGAUAUGCCUAUGUUGAAGCUACCCCAGGAACAGAGUCAGCUUGCAGAACCUUCGGUAACCAGCACACAGUCAGCUGAGAGCCUUCCCCAGACUCCUCAGAUGCCUCCACCAGCCCCGUCCAGCAGUUCAUCAACCAAGAAAAGGAAACACAUCACCAAUAAAACUGAGGAAUCCAAGAGGAUGAAACUGUUCCAAGAGCAGAGUCAGCUUCCAGAAUCUUCAACAACCAGCACAUGCCCAACUGAGGGCUGUCUCCAAACUCCUCAGAAGCCAGCACCAACCCCAUCCAGCAGUUCCUUAACCAAGAAACCAAGAUUGAAGGCUGUACCUAAAGAAGCUUCCAAAGAGGAGAAUUUCCAGAGCGGCCCCAAAGAAGUGAUGGUACUGAAAGCCACAGAACCAUUUACAUAUGCCGUCAGCGAAGGGGAGAGAAAGAUGUUUCAUGCCACAGUGGCUACUGAGAGUGAAUUCUUCCAAGUGAAGGUGUUUGAUGUCAGCUUGAAGGAGAAGUUCAUCCCAAAGAAAGUCAUUGCCAUAUCAGAUUAUAUUGGCCGCAGUGGGUUCCUGGAGGUCUACAAUGUCUCACGUGUGUCUGAUGUUAAUGCUGACCGAAAGAUGGAGGUCUCAAAGCGACUCAUUACAAAUGCUACUUCCACUCCUAAAAUCAUUCAUCUGUACUCGCAAGCUCCAGGAACAUUUGUGAAUGGAGUGUAUCAGGUGCAUAAGAAAAGAAUGUGGAAUAAUUUCCUAUAUUACGAAAUACAAGAUAAUACAGGGAAGAUGGAAGUCAUGGUGUAUGGACGACUGGCCAAAAUCAACUGCGAGGAAGGAGAUAAACUUAACCUCAUUUGCUUUGAAUUGGCAUUAGGUGAGAGUAAGAGGCAGCUGAGAUCUGUAAUUCACAGUUUCAUCAAGGUCAUCAAGACCAGGAAAAGCAAGGACACAACUACUCAAUGCUGAUUCAUAUAUGAAAACCUCACUAGAUUUCUCCUUCUUAAAAUGUGAAUGCCAUUAAUAGUGAUGAUAAUGGAGAUAAGAUUUAAGUACAAAUAUAUAUAUAUAUAUGUGUACACAGUACAUAUAUAUGUAUGAUAUACAACAAUAUAUAUACCAGGUAUUAAUUCUUGGAAAUGGGAUGUAACAGGUGUUUUUCAUU
This is a messenger RNA of Diceros bicornis minor, 1520 nucleotides long. RefSeq names its product interferon-activable protein 203-like. Lineage: Eukaryota; Metazoa; Chordata; Mammalia; Perissodactyla; Rhinocerotidae. Gene Ontology annotation, biological process: activation of innate immune response; cellular response to interferon-beta. Gene Ontology annotation, molecular function: double-stranded DNA binding. The coding region runs from base 50 to 1324 and encodes 424 amino acids. The record is from RefSeq and is a predicted model, not a curated record. The transcript is spliced from 7 exons.